Molecule: messenger RNA, 2287 nt
Organism: Cuculus canorus (common cuckoo)
Lineage: Eukaryota; Metazoa; Chordata; Aves; Cuculiformes; Cuculidae
Gene: EIF2A
Product: eukaryotic translation initiation factor 2A
Exons: 14
Coding region: 118-1878 (586 amino acids)
Biological process (GO): translational initiation
Cellular component (GO): cytosolic small ribosomal subunit
Molecular function (GO): translation initiation factor activity; protein binding; mRNA binding
Source: RefSeq, a predicted model, not a curated record
CCGCCAGCGCUUCCGGGGAAACGCCCCCCCCCUCCGAGCGACGUGGACGGCUCUGGGGCGGCCGCGCGUCGCUCCCCCGGAACCGGAAGUCCAACCUCGUCGGGCCGCCGUGCCAAGAUGGCGCCCCCCGUGCCGCUGCUGGCAGUGAGAGGAUCUGAAGGGCUUUACAUGGUGAACGGGCCACCAAGUUUCACAGAGAGCGCAGCAUUUCAGAGGGACUCUGGGAAGAAUUGCAAAGCUGUUGCUUUUAGCAAGGACGGUUCCCUCUUUGCCUGGUGCAGUGGAGAGAAAGUAAAUAUUGUUAACAUCACCAGUGCUGAGUUACUGCGUUCCUUUGACCUUCCAAAGGCAGUUUGCCUUGAAUUCUCGCCAAAGAAUAAUAUUCUGGCAACGUGGCAAGCUUAUACCACUGCUAAAGAUGGCACAGCGGGGGUGCCCAACCUGCUGCUCCAUGAUGUGAAAACAGGGAAGUGUUUAAAAUCUUUCAUCCAGAAAAAGAUGCAGAACUGGUGUCCUAGCUGGGCAGAAGAUGAAAGCAUUUGUGCCAGGAAUGUGAACAAUGAAGUGCAUUUCUUUGAAAACAACAACUUCAAUACUAUUGCAAAUAAACUGCAUUUGCAAAAGGUUAAUGAUUUCAUCUUAUCUCCAGGAGCACAGCCAACCAAGGUCGCUGUCUACGUUCCGGGCAGUAAAGGCGCUCCAUCGUUCGUUAGACUUUACCAGUAUCCCAACUUCGGUGGCCCUCAGUCUGCACUGGCCAAUAAAAGUUUCUUUAAAGCUGACAAGGUGACGAUGCUGUGGAACAAGAAAGCCACUGCUGUGCUAGUAAUAGCAAGUACAGAAGUUGAUAAAACCGGUGCUUCAUACUAUGGAGAGCAAACUCUGCACUACAUCGCAACAAAUGGAGAGAGCGCGGUCGUACAACUGCCAAAAAACGGUCCCAUUUAUGAUGUUGUUUGGAGCCCCAAUUCUGUCGAGUUCUGUGCUGUGUAUGGGUUUAUGCCUGCCAAAGCAACAGUUUUUAAUCUGAAAUGUGACCCGGUGUUUGAUUUUGGAACCGGCCCUCGCAAUGCUGCCUACUACAGCCCUCACGGACACAUCCUAGUGCUGGCAGGAUUUGGAAAUCUCAGGGGACAGAUGGAAGUCUGGGACGUUAAAAACUACAAACUCAUUUCCAAACCAGUAGCCUCAGAUUCGACGUACUUCGCUUGGUGUCCUGAUGGGGAACAUAUUGUAACAGCUACCUGUGCUCCCAGGCUGCGAGUCAGUAACGGUUACAAGAUCUGGCACUACACUGGCUCGCUGUUGCACGGCUACGAAGUUCCAUCAAAUGAAGAAAUGUGGCAGGUUUGCUGGCAGCCCUUCUUGGAUGGAGUGUUCCCAGCGAAAGCAGUAAAAUACCAGGCAGUUCCAAGCGAAUUGCCCAGCGCUGAGCCAAAGCCCGCUCAGGCGUACAGACCUCCAGCCCUGAGAAACAAACCUGUAACAAGUUCCAAGCUUCAUGAGGAUGAGCCACCUCAGAACAUGAGACCACAGUCGGGAAGCAGCGAUAAGCCACUCUCUAAAACAGCUCUCAAAAAUCAAAGGAAACAUGAAGCGAAGAAAGCUGCUAGACAGGAGGCCAAAGCUGAUGCAAACCAGGAAUCUACGCAAUCCUCUGCAUCGCAGAACGCCCCACGGAGCACUGUGCCCAUCAUCACAUCAGGAGACCCUGAAGUUGACAAGAAAAUAAAGAAUUUAAGAAAGAAACUAAAGGCAAUCGAGCAGCUGAAAGAACAAGCGGCUGCUGGCAAACAGCUGGAGAAAAACCAGUUGGAGAAGAUUCAGAAGGAGACUGCCCUCCUUCAGGAACUGGAGGACCUAGAACUGGGUCUUUAAAACUUCAUGGAAAUCCAAUGUGGUGUUAACACAAAGUUCAUGAAAAAUCUAAUUUGUAUUAACUUGAAUAUAAUAAAAUGUUUAAGCAAAUGACUGAGGAUGCAGAGUCCACAGGUUUGCUGCACACUGGCCUUUUAAAAAGCUCUCCUAAAGAUCCAUGAACCAGGAAAGCUGUAAACGAGUACAGAAUGUCACACCAGUGGGUCCUGCUGCUGUUUGAACCAGAUGCAAUAGUUUGCAAAGUGCUUUGCCUAAAGCCAGAGCUGCCGGUGUGUUUAGCUUCUCACUUGGGUGUGAGGAAGGCAGGCCAUGGUUUACCCAUUUGAUAGCUUUAUUGUAUUUAAAAGAUCUUUAUGCAAAUGAUCUUUAUGCAAUAGUGAGAUGGAGUUAAAAAUAAAGAACAUUUAAU